CUGAAUGGGAGUAUGUGCCACGCUAUUAUACAUCGGCUACCGCUUAUCGUUCCCAUUUCCCAACAUCCGUCUUAUUCUUUCCUUCUCCCUCUCGGCCUCUCCGUCUCUUUUUCCUUCUCCACGAGUGCACCAUCACCUCCCAUCGACAUUUUCUCUCUGUUUUCUCGACCUAGGGUUCCAUCAUUCACCACAAUCUGAGCCCUAAAUUUCUAUCCUCUCUCAUCUUCGGACAAAGUAGAGUUCUAUGGAUUCAUUACAAUCUACCAUAACCAAAACAACUCUGUUUGCUCCAAUAAGUACAUUCAAGUUUCUUCUAUCUCUACUUCACACUCAGGUUAGAAGACACUGGUUGAGCUUAGUAAUCGUCUCCUUUCGGUUUGAAGACCGCCCUGUUUCAUAGAGAGGACAAUUGGUCGUAAUUCUCUAUGCCCACCGCUUUGUCUCAAAGAAGACGCCUGAUGCAUGCAAAUCUUGAACACUCUGAAGGUUCCCUUUUUCUCCAAAUCUAUUCAAUAAAACCAUCGAGGUUGAAGAUUAGUAGGCCUGGAUCAUCAAUCUCAUACUCAUUAACAAUAUUUGUCUAUAUUAAGGUCCAAACUGAAGGAUCACAUGCAGUAUUGUGUAGAUCAUCCUCAAGAAACCAACAAGGUUUCAAAGGUCAAAGCCCACCGUAGUCAAAGGUGUGAUUUGGAGAACACUGAAAAGGUAAAAUCAUUUUGGGUGUUUAUAUUAAAUAGUCAAACAAAUACUUCUACAAGUAUCUUAUACGAGGUUGUUAUGAUAUUGUAAUUGACGGUCAUUUGGAAAGUUGACAAGUUGGUGUUUGUUUUCAUUUAUACCGCAAU
Molecule: messenger RNA, 845 nt
Organism: Lactuca virosa
Lineage: Eukaryota; Viridiplantae; Streptophyta; Magnoliopsida; Asterales; Asteraceae
Source: the annotation of a GenBank genome assembly